AAAAUAAAAUCCUUAUCCACCCUCCCACGCUCGCUCCCCCCGCCUACCCGGCCGACUGCGAGCUCCUCCUCCUCCAUGGCGUCUCAGAUCUAACAGUGGUGCCCCGCUACUUCUGCCCCGCUUCCUUCGUCCGCGUCUUUUCCCCAGACCGCUUCGCUCCUUGGGAAUACUCGUUUCUCUUUCCAAAUGCCGAGAAUCGCCUACUCCUUCCCUGAGGAAGUCCUCGAGCACGUCUUCUCCUUCAUUCACUCCGACCAGGACCGCAACGCCAUCUCUUUGGUCUGCAAGUCGUGGUACGAGAUCGAACGUUGGUGCAGGAGGAGCAUUUUCGUCGGCAACUGCUAUGCUGUCAGCCCUGCCAUGGUGGUCAAACGGUUCCCUAAGCUGAGAUCCAUUUCGCUCAAAGGAAAGCCUCACUUUGCGGACUUCAAUUUGGUUCCCGAGGAGUGGGGUGGUUAUGCCUGCCCUUGGAUCGAAGCUAUGGCUGGUGCCUGUCCGUGGCUGGAGGAGAUCAGGCUCAAGAGGAUGGUCAUCACGGACGAGAGCUUGGAGCUGAUUUCCAAAUCUUUCAAAAACUUCCGAGUCUUGGUAUUAUCCUCGUGCGAGGGAUUUAGCACUGAUGGACUGGCCGCCAUUGCUGCCAAUUGCAGGAAUUUAAGGGAGUUGGACUUGCGGGAGAGUGAAGUGGCUGACCUUAGUGGCCAUUGGCUAAGUCAAUUUCCUGAUUCAUUCUCAUCGUUAGUUUCCCUUAACAUCUCUUGCUUAAGUUCUGAGGUGAGUAUAUGUGCCCUAGAGCGACUGCUGGCUAGGUGUCCUAACCUGCAGUCUCUUCGCCUCAACCGUGCUGUGCCCCUUGAAAGGCUAGUCAACCUAAUUGGCCGUUCGCCUAACUUGGUUGAGUUAGGCACGGGAACUUACUCAAGUGAGAUGCAACCUGAUGUCUUCUCAGACCUAUCAAGAGCUCUUGUAGGGUGUAAACAACUGAAGAGCUUAUCUGGAUUUUGGGAUGCAAUGCCAUACUACCUAUCGGCUGUCUAUCCUAUCUCUUCCAGGCUUACUUCAUUAAACUUGAGUUAUGCUACUACUGAGAGCCCCUAUCUCAUCAAGCUUGUUGGUGAAUGCCGGAAUUUGCAGUGUUUAUGGGUGCUGGAUUACAUAGAAGAUUCAGGCCUGGAAGCCCUUGCUGCAUCAUGCAAGGAUUUGAGGGAGUUGAGGGUGUUUCCUUCUGAUCCAUUUGUGUUAGAACCAAAUGUUGCAUUGACAGAAAGGGGCCUCGUUUCCGUAUCUGAAGGCUGCCCCAAGCUCCAGUCAGUUCUCUAUUUCUGUCGCCAGAUGUCUAAUGCUGCCUUAAUUACAAUUGCCAGAAACCGGCCUAACAUGACUCGGUUUCGCCUUUGUAUUAUUGACCCUCGAAAACCGGACUACCUCACUCUUCAACCACUGGAUGAUGGCUUUGGAGCAAUUGUAAAGCAUUGCAAGGACCUUCUGCGCCUAUCCCUUUCUGGUCUUCUUACUGAUCGUGUUUUUGAGCACAUUGGAACUUAUGGGAAGAAGCUUGAGAUGCUUUCUGUGGCUUUUGCUGGAGAUAGUGAUCUGGGGCUUCAUUAUGUGCUGUCUGGGUGUGACAACCUUAGGAAGCUGGAGGUCAGGGACUGCCCCUUUGGUGACAAGGCCCUCCUGGCGAAUGCUGCAAAGCUGGAGACAAUGCGAUCCCUUUGGAUGUCCUCCUGCAAUGUGAGCUUUGGAGCAUGUAAGCUGUUGGGUCAGAAAAUGCCUAGGCUUAAUGUUGAAGUCAUUGAUGAAAGGGAAGAACCUCCAGAUUCAAGGCCAGAGAGUUGCCCCGUCGAGAAACUAUAUAUAUACAGGACCAUAGCAGGACCGAGAAUGGACAUGCCUGGUUUUGUGUGGCGAAUGGAAGGUGAUUCUGCAUUAAGGGUUUCUUGAGCGAUUGUGGCGUAGAUUGAACGCUACUUCAGGCGCAUCUGGUGAGAAUCGUCAAUGGCAGGUACACGCUCAGUAGGCUGGCCACAUGAUAAAAUAUAUUGUUGCCAGGCUCGGACAAGUGCAGUUGUGGAUGUGGUUGGUGUUUGAGCUAUGUACCGGAGGAUACGGAGGCUCGUGCUCCUUUGCCCUUCAUUUUACACUCUGGCUGAGUAAAUUAAUAAAUAGACUGAAUUUUGGUUAUUGCGAUUUGCAACUGCAUGUGAUGGAGUCACGUUAUUCUUCUUUCAGGGUAUAUUCUGCGGACUUGCGCGUAAUUCAUGCUCGCUACCUUUAUAUGGGUGGUGUUUGAUAUUGUGGAAUCCUUUGAGAUUUAGUCAAUAAAAUUCGUGUUCAAAUGCUCAGCCUUGUGGAUCUCCCUUGUCUACAAUGUUAAUGUCACCGAAGCCUUGCAUUCGUUCAAUCCAUUGAAUCGGAGUUGAAAUUCUUACCAGAAUGAGCCUUGGAUUUCCGGUUCCGUCGUGUGAGCGAGGCUGGGGAUGGUAUGCAGUGCAAAGUGCAUAUAAAUGUUGAAGGACUAAAAAUACGUUAUACGUGUACAAUAAUAAAAAACAAUUUUUGGAGGGUCAUAGCCCCGUCAGCCUCCCUUACGUUCCUUUAAACGGGGAUGUGACUUACCUAUCAUUUUUUCAACUAGGUUUUAAUGCUUUAAAAUUUUAAGUGAAGACGUAAUAACAAAUCCGUUCAAUUUUUGUUGUUGGUUGGAAA
This is a messenger RNA of Prosopis cineraria, 2709 nucleotides long. Its product is annotated as protein TRANSPORT INHIBITOR RESPONSE 1-like. Lineage: Eukaryota; Viridiplantae; Streptophyta; Magnoliopsida; Fabales; Fabaceae. The record is from RefSeq and is a predicted model, not a curated record. Gene Ontology annotation, molecular function: protein binding. Gene Ontology annotation, biological process: SCF-dependent proteasomal ubiquitin-dependent protein catabolic process. Gene Ontology annotation, cellular component: SCF ubiquitin ligase complex. The transcript is spliced from 3 exons. The coding region runs from base 187 to 1944 and encodes 585 amino acids.